Messenger RNA from Scutellospora calospora, 1428 nucleotides. The record is from the annotation of a GenBank genome assembly. Lineage: Eukaryota; Fungi; Glomeromycota; Glomeromycetes; Diversisporales; Gigasporaceae.
AUGUCGCCACUGCCAGCUGAAGUCACUAGUCACCCAAAUUACUUUACAAAACAGGAGUUUGAAAAACGCGUUCAAAAUGGUCAAUUACUAAUAAUAUACAACAAUAAAGUCUAUAAACUUAAUAAAUGGAUAAAGUAUCAUCCAGGUGGUGAAUGUGCAAUUCUUAAUAUGAUUGGCAAAGAUGCUACAGAUGCCAUCAAUGUUUUACAUCCCGAUUAUGUAAUCAAUAAUAAAAUCAAGAAUUUUUAUAUUGGUGAAUAUGUUCUCGAUGAUUCAGAAGAAAUUAUAAUUCACUCUCAAACAUCAACGAACGAACCUGAAUUAUUGUUAACAUUAGCUAAAGAGGAGUCAAUAUCAAUGGCAUUUAGACGAUUGGAAUCCAAAAUAAAAGAACGUGGAUUAUACAAUUGUAAUUAUUGGAAUUAUGCUUAUGAAACAGUUCGAUACGUUAUUCUGAUAACAAUAGCCUGGUACUUUGUUUUAUAUGGAACUACAACUUUUCAUUAUUUUAUAAGUUCAAUAUGCCUUGGUUUGUUUUGGCAUCAACUGGCAUUUACCGCUCAUGAUGCUGGUCAUAGUGGAAUUACUCACAACCUAUAUGUCGAUUAUUUAAUUGGAAUAUUCAUAGCUGAUUUUCUAGGUGGAUUAAGUAUUGGUUGGUGGAAAAAAAAUCAUUACGUUCAUCAUAUUAUAACUAAUCAUCCCGAACAUGAUCCUGAUAUCCAACAUUUACCAUUUUUUGCUAUAUCAACUAAAUUUUUUAAAAACCCUUAUUCAAGUUUUUAUAAAAGAACCCUUCAUUUCGACAUUUUUGCUAAAUUUUUCGUUUCUUAUCAACACUAUUUAUAUUACAUUAUAAUGUGUUUUGGCAGAUUUAAUCUUUAUGCUUUAUCAAUAAAUUAUUUAUAUGAUGGAGCAAAUGCUAUUUUUAGAAAUUUAGAAAUUUCUUGCAUGAUUUUGUUUUGGUGUUGGUUUUCUUACCUACUUUCUUACCUUCCUUCUAUUCCUAUUAUAAUUUUCUACAUUCUAAUCUCUCAUAUGACAACAAUGAUAUUACACGUGCAAAUCACUCUUUCUCACUUUGGCAUGUCAACUACUGAAUAUGGUCCGUUAGAAUCUUUUCCACGCAGGAUGUGUAGAACAACAAUGGAUGUUGAUUGUCCUUGGUGGAUGGAUUGGUUUCAUGGUGGUUUACAGUUUCAAACUGUUCAUCAUUUAUUUCCACGUAUUCCAAGGCAUAACUUGAGGUCCUGUCAGCCUUUGGUUAAAGAAUUUUGUGAAGAAGUAGGAAUUAAAUAUCACAUUUACGGUUUCGUGAAAGGGAAUGGAGUUGUUCUUGGUGCUUUAAGAGAUGUGGCUAAUCAAGUGAAAUUAUUGAAAACGGUGGCUAAUGGAAAUUCGAUUAAAUAUUUUAAUCACAAUGAUUGA